GUUGUUCGUCUCACUAGCAGCCCAACAAGGAAAAGAGAUGAGCUGGGUUUUCUCCCUGAAAACAACCCCAGCCGCAGGAGAAAAUUCCAUUUUUUUGCAUUCUCUCUUCACUUUUGGAUUUCCGCAGCCGCACCCAACAGUUUUCUUAUUCUCUGGAGAAGCAACCGACAGCAACUAGAAGACCAAAACACCUGCAAUUUUUCUUUUCUGUUCAUUUAGCAACAAGCAGCCGGAGUUUAGCCAGGGGGUCAAUAAACGUGUUCUAACACUGUUCACGCGGAAUUCUCGUUUGAGCAGAAACUUCCAAACCCCUCUUGGUUGCAAACCUGAAACCCCCACUCCAGCCAAUCUCUCAAACAGUAAGCACCGUCUCUUCUGGAGGAAGCCUUUCUCUGAUUCCAUUAGGUGGUGGAAGUUUUAUUAAUCUGAGGUUGUGGAGAUAAUUAGAAAGAAUUUAACACUUGAGAGUGGUAGACAAUGGGGAACGUCUUACCUAAACGAUGCUUUGAGCCCAAGAAGUCCAAAAAUGAUGGGGAUGACUCGGACCAUCAUGUAGAACUUGCUGGAGGAAAUGUUCAACUCAUCACGAACGAAGAAAGUUGGAACCAGAAGAUGGGAGAAGCAAAAAAAGAUGGCAAAAUUGUUGUGGCAAAUUUUAGUGCUUCAUGGUGCGGUCCAUGUCGAACAAUUGCACCCCUAUACUCUGAGCUUUCCGAGAAACAUCCUUCUUUGAUGUUUCUCACUGUUGAUGUUGAUGAACUUUCGGAUUUCAGCUCUACAACCUGGGACAUCAAAGCAACUCCGACCUUCUUCUUCCUUAAAAGCGAACCAGGAAAUGACAAAAUGGCAGAAAUCGACAAACUGGUGGGAGCUAAUAAGCCGGAGCUUCAGAAGAAGAUUACAUCAAUUGUAGACACCAGAGCUCCCCCGGCCCAGAAAUAAGCAUUUAUGGAAUUGGUUUUCUUUAGUUUCUGUGAGCUUCUUAAAUUAGUUUUUUUCUUUUAUUAAAAUUCAAAUCUAUGUAUAUUGGCAUAUUGCAAUUGUAAAUGUGACUAAGGUUUUGGAUGGCACCAUAAAUAACUCCAUGAAAGAAGGGUUGGUGAAAUAAAUGCACUUUUUUGCCAUGUGCUCAUGAUUUAUGAUACGAGUCAUAUUGGGACGGUU
Messenger RNA from Cuscuta epithymum, 1164 nucleotides. NCBI's taxonomy places the organism in Eukaryota, Viridiplantae, Streptophyta, Magnoliopsida, Solanales, Convolvulaceae. The record is from the annotation of a GenBank genome assembly.